Molecule: messenger RNA, 903 nt
Organism: Fusarium coffeatum
Lineage: Eukaryota; Fungi; Ascomycota; Sordariomycetes; Hypocreales; Nectriaceae
Exons: 4
Coding region: 1-903 (300 amino acids)
Source: RefSeq, a predicted model, not a curated record
AUGGAUCACUCGGAUGAUUCUGAUUUCUACGGAGAUGAGGAGACCGUCAUGGACCUCCGUCGUCGUGCACAAGAUUUUGAUGUUCAAGGCUGGAUGCUCCAGCAGCAACAAGAUCCCGGAAGACCACUUCCACGCAAAAACAUCACCGCCGAUGCAUCACAUCUCCACAAUCCAUAUGCCGGGGUUCACUAUGCGUGGCAGUUGACCGAGACUGUAGACGAAUUUCUCGUACGCCUGCCCCCAAAGACAACAGACAUCACAGAGGAUACGCCAUGGAUCUACAUAUGCAAUCCGUACAUCCCCCGUGUCGAGAAAUCUAUGGCCCAGAACCAAGUCAGCAAGGGUAACGAAGAUGAAGCUCCUGAAGAAGAAGGUAGCAAGACGGCGCUUGUCAUGGAGGGUGGCCACGAAAGAUUGGAGCUUCUAUCCAAGUUCAUCGAAGGUGUCCAGAAAAGCAGAAAGACUGCGGCAGCACAGGAACGGGAGAUAGUUGCGGAAAGAAAGAGAGCCGGAGACGAUAUACUGCACUUGGCACAUGCUGCCAAAGUCAGAGCGGGCAAGUGGAUGCUAUUUUGCACGCCGGCAGAAGUCAACGAUGUAUGGGACAUUAUCGCAAAAGCAACAGCCAACAACGAGCUUGGAAUCGCAGCCAAGGUUGCUCCUCGACCAGUCGACGAGGACUCUCGCAAGGAUCGACUCAUAUGUGUGUACACAGCCGACUUCGCAGACAAGGCCGACGUUGGCAGGGUUCUUCAGAGGCUGCGAGAGCUCAGACUGGUAGAAAUUCGCGGAAGACCGAUUUACUAUAAGCCAGAUGCAUAUACGUACAUUGGGAUAUCUUUCGGAAAUCCCUGGGGCCUGAAAGCGUCGAUCUAUAAGUCGUCUGACCUCUUUCAAACUUGA